AUGCACACUCUCCCGAACGAUUCACCACCGCCGGAGGAAAAUCCGGCUCAGACCACGGCGUCCCAGGUGCCCUUGUCACCGUCGCGGACCAUCGUUAUAGGCCUCUCGGGCCCGUCGAGCAGUGGGAAGACCACACUUGCUCGAUUAUUGCGGAGUGUGUUCAACGUUGACGUUGGAGGGCGUGUCGAAGCCGAUGUCGAUGGCAAAGCCAAAGCCAAAGCGCCCGGGCGAGAAGAGAAGAUGAAAGAGGCGACGGAGGACGAGGGGUACCACAAAUUGAGUCUGUUUAUUUUACACCAGGAUGACUUUUACAAGACUGACAAAGAUGUCCCCUGGGUAACUAUAUCCUCAUCCAAAUACGGCACACGUACAGAUCAAGACUGGGACUGCGUCGGGUCUCUUGACCUUCCUCUCUUCCGACGCACCUUGACCCAUAUCCGCGACCAUGGCACCUUACCUCCCGACAACGUCAGUAUGGAGGACCAGAACUCGGUGGGCGACGUGCACGUUACGCCUGACGAAGUCGAAGCUGUCAAGCGACGAGUAAAGGAUUGGUUUGAACGGGUAAUCAGGGAUUCGCCGAAAUCGUCUAAAACUCGGACUCUGACGCGGACGAACGGCGCUGCCACUGCGACUACCACCGCUGCGCAUGAGGAGGUCCCGAGAGAGAUCCGAAUUUGCAUCCUUGAAGGAUUCUUGUUGUUCCCCCCUUCACCUUCUGACUCUUCGGCAAGUUUCAAGACCGCGGCACAGGGUCUAGCGGGCGAUGAGACGACGGAUCUGCUUGAAUUGCACGAUCUGACGCAGAGCCUGUUGGACGUGAAAUUGUUCUUACCGUGUACGAAAGCCCAGAUGAUCGAGAGGAGGGAGAGGAGGACAGGGUACGUCACGCUCGAAGGAUUCUGGAAGGAUCCUCCUGGGUACGUGGAGGAUUUGGUGUGGGUUAACUACAGACGAUAUCAUGCAUGGAUGUACCGGGAUCAUGCGGACAACGGAGACGGAGAUGGAGAGGGUGAGGGUGAGGGUGAGGGUGGUCGAAAGGAAGAGGGACACCACCAGGAAAGAGACACGGAUAAAUCGGAAGCAUCGGAAGAGUUUGAUGAGGAAAAGUGUGGACGAGAGGGAGUGCAUUUGUUCCUGACGCAUGAAAAGGGCGUUGGCGAGGGGACCAUGAAGGAAUGUUUAGAUUGGGGUGUUGAGAGAGUUCAAGAGGCGUUGACAGAUUUGAUUUAG
This is a messenger RNA of Exophiala spinifera, 1233 nucleotides long. RefSeq lists its product as uncharacterized. Bases 1 to 1233 code for a protein of 410 amino acids. The record is from RefSeq and is a predicted model, not a curated record. The transcript has 2 exons. Gene Ontology annotation, cellular component: cytoplasm. Lineage: Eukaryota; Fungi; Ascomycota; Eurotiomycetes; Chaetothyriales; Herpotrichiellaceae.